AGAAUGAAAUAUGUGUUGCUCUUCUUCACUUGUGUAAUAUCGUUGGUUUUGACUUUAUUCAAGAUUCUUCAUUUCUAAUAUAUAUACAUAAAAAAAAAUCUUAAUCUAAUGUAAUUUUUUGUUAAAAAUGAUUUGAAUAAACCCCUUUCCCCUUCUUAGCUCCGGUGCUGAACCCGUCUCCUCUAAAUCUCAACAACCAAAAAUAGAAAAUUCGUCAAGUAAGCUAAUCAUCAAUUCAUAUCUAAGUUAUACUAAAAUCUUGAAUCCGUCUCAGUUUCCAACUUCAGCCAUCUUCUCCCACAUGUUCUCUUAACAUAUAUAGACUGACACGUGUGCCAUACGCCUCCUAUUUUCCUCCCUUUUUGUCGUUUGAUAUUUUUCUUUCCAUUUUCUCUUUCUCUUCUAAUUUAAUUUUUGUUUUCUUUUUCUUCAUCUUCCGUUUAGUUUAAAAAAAGCAUGAGCUGGAGGGAGAUUCCGUGUGUGGGAUUCGAGCUGUAAUUGAAAACAGCCCCCCACUUCUUUACCUAUAUAUAUACAUAUAUAUCUCACACUUUGGUUAUUAUUCAUUUCACUGAAACAUCAAGAGUUUCUUCUUCUCUUCACAAGUUGUAACAUUUGUGGUACUAUAUAUAAAAAAACAUAUGGAGUUUGUUACCAUGUUUUGCUUAUUUGCUUUCAUGUCUUGUUCCCUUGUACUACUCCAUUCUAUCUUCAACCUCUUUGCUUUUGGUAUGAAGAAGUUGCCUCUUCCUCCUGGCACUUUGGGUUGGCCUUAUAUUGGUGAAACUUUCCAACUUUACUCACAAAACCCAAGUGUCUUCUUUGCCUCCAAAGUCAAGAAGUAUGGUUCAAUAUUCAAGACUCACAUAUUGGGAUGUCCAUGUGUGAUGAUAUCAAGCCCAGAGGCAGCAAAGUUGGUUUUGGUCACCAAAGCUCAUCUCUUUAAGCCUACAUUUCCUGCUAGCAAAGAGAGAAUGUUGGGGAAACAAGCCAUUUUCUUUCAUCAAGGGGACUAUCAUGCCAAACUGAGGAAGCUAGUUCUUCGAGCUUUCAUGCCUGAAGCCAUCAAAAACAUCGUCCCGCACAUUGAGUCCAUCGCGAUAACAUCCCUAGAAUCUUUGCAAGGCAGAUUGAUCAACGCUUACCAAGAAAUGAAGACAUACACAUACAACGUGGCACUACUUUCCAUAUUUGGUAAGGAUGAAAUGCUCUAUAGGGAGGAUCUCAAGAGGUGUUACUACGUACUCGAAACAGGAUACAAUUCGAUGCCAAUCAAUCUCCCCGGAACACUAUUCCACAAAUCAAUGAAAGCGCGCAAGGAGCUAGCAAAGAUCCUGGCCAAAAUCAUCUCACUUAGGAGGGAAACAAAGCAAAAUCAUACAGAUUUGCUUGGAUCUUUCAUGGGAGGUCAAGAAGACCUUACUGAUGAACAAAUUGCUGAUAAUAUCAUUGGUGUCAUAUUUGCUGCUAGAGACACAACAGCUAGUGUCCUUACAUGGAUCCUUAAAUACCUUGGAGAAAAUCCUAGUGUCCUACAAGCUGUCACAGAAGAGCAAGAGGGGAUAAUGAGGGAAAAAGAGGAGAAUGGUGAAGGCAAAGUGUUGAGUUGGGCAGACACAAGAAAAAUGCCUACGACUACAAGGGUGAUCCAAGAGACACUUAGAGCUGCUUCCAUAUUAUCUUUUACAUUCAGAGAAGCUGUUGAAGAUGUUGAAUUUGAAGGAUAUCUAAUACCAAAAGGAUGGAAAGUAUUACCAUUGUUCAGAAACAUUCACCAUAGUCCAGACAAUUUUUCUGAACCAGAGAAAUUUGAUCCUUCAAGAUUUGAGGUUUCUCCAAAGCCCAAUACUUUUAUGCCAUUUGGCAAUGGGACCCACUCAUGUCCAGGCAAUGAGUUAGCCAAGCUGGAGAUUUUGAUCCUUGUACAUCAUCUAACCACAAAGUACCGGUGGUCUAUGAUGGGCCCACAGAAUGGAAUUCAGUAUGGACCCUUUGCUCUUCCCCAGAAUGGCCUGCCCAUUAUGCUCUCCCACAAGACUUCAUCAUAAAUACACAGUAAAAUAAAUUUUCUAAAAUUAUUAUAGUAUUAUUUUUUUAAAAAAAAAAAAAAAAAAGCCAAACAUUGAAUUGAGGGAAAAUCUCUUCAAUUCCAGCAACAAAAGAUUUUCCCUCACAACUUGGGAGGAAGAUAAGAGAAAGAUUUCCUCUUCAUGAAGAAGAGGUUCACAAACAACAUAGUUUCCAACUAUGCCACUAGUCCUUAGAGAUUUUCGAUUUUCAAAACAAUAGUUAUUUAAGAAAUGAGAAAUUCAAAAAAAUUUGUAUAUAUAGAUAUAUAUAUUCAUUUUAUCUAACAUAAGUAAAGAGAGAAAGGAAUUAGUGUAAACAUAGGGAAAUUCCUAUUCUAUUUUUAUUUUCAUUUUUUCCUUUUUUUCUCUUGCUAUGUAAUUUUUCCUUUUAUUUUUGUAGAAUUUAUUUGUGGCAUGUAAAAAGUCCGCAAGGCAAUUAAGGAAAGUCUGAUUUUGGGGAGCAA
Molecule: messenger RNA, 2533 nt
Organism: Capsicum annuum
Lineage: Eukaryota; Viridiplantae; Streptophyta; Magnoliopsida; Solanales; Solanaceae
Product: abscisic acid 8'-hydroxylase CYP707A2
Exons: 7
Coding region: 642-2048 (468 amino acids)
Biological process (GO): sterol metabolic process; abscisic acid metabolic process
Molecular function (GO): iron ion binding; heme binding; oxidoreductase activity, acting on paired donors, with incorporation or reduction of molecular oxygen, NAD(P)H as one donor, and incorporation of one atom of oxygen
Source: RefSeq, a predicted model, not a curated record